Messenger RNA from Leucoraja erinaceus (little skate), 2292 nucleotides. RefSeq lists its product as uncharacterized. NCBI's taxonomy places the organism in Eukaryota, Metazoa, Chordata, Chondrichthyes, Rajiformes, Rajidae. Bases 628 to 1383 code for a protein of 251 amino acids. The transcript has 6 exons. The record is from RefSeq and is a predicted model, not a curated record.
UACUCAAUAUUCAACCUGUGAUCUAACAAGUCUUGCAUGAAAUUGUAGCAUAACCAUUCUGCUCUUAUUCUUUGGCCUCAGCUGAUAUAGAAAAGCAAUCAAUAGGCUUUUUAAACCGCCUUAUCUCCUUGUCCUGCUACGUGUAAGGGCCACCAGAGUGAAAUUAUUUUUCUUACAAACAAUCCAGUGGAACAUUGCCAUACUCCCAAACCUCAAUCAGCAAGUGUACAGAUAUAGUCUACUGAGCCCGCAUGCACGAGGCGCCAUGUUUUGGCGCCAUUUUCAAAGUCCUCACUCCACUUUCAGGUAUUGUUCCUGUUCCAGGCAAGUCCCAGAUUAUUGCAGGCCUCCAGCCAUCUCAUUCUUUGGAAACCAGGUCCCUCUCUUCGCCCGUCAUCGUUGUUCCCCGGGGGCACCUCCUGCAGUAGAGCACGAGGCUGCAAACUAUCAAUUGACAUUAAAUAUUUCUGUUUUUUUAAAUACAAACUUAAGGCUUAAAGGGAUGGAAAUAUUUUUAUGAUAUUGAUUGACAUCCAUAUAAGUAUAUGAACCAAAAUGUGAGACAUAAGAAAAUAAAGAACAAGACUGUCUCCAUCCAAGCCUGAAACUGCCAUUACGGCAGAUUCCAUGACAAAUCAUUUGGCAGAUGGCUUCAUCUAUCUUUUGGUUGUAUUUAGAAUUCAUGAGAAUUUGGAUGCCAAUGUCCUUAUGCAGCGAAUCAAUAUUAUACUGCAAGCAGAAAAGAAAUGGCAUCACUUUCUGGACCAGGAAAAGUUUCCAGAUUUCAUAUUCAAACACUGUGCACCAUUGGAGGUACGAUACCCUGGAAAGGAAAAGCAAUGGACAGAGGAAACAAUGUCACCAAGAGAUAACGAGGCCAAUAAGAAAGCAAGACUUUCAGAAUCUGUGUUGAGAAUUAAGGAGAUGCUCGGUGAUUGCAUAACUUUAAUUAAUGGGAUUCCAGAAAAGAACGAAGAAAAAUCCAAGACUAUUCCCCUACAACCAAAAGAACAGACAAAGAAUAAGAAACUAACUGUGUUGGAGAAAGAUCUCUUGCUAUUGCAAAAUGAAAUGGGAACAUUACAAUCUGCGCAAGAAAUCAUUGAUGAGGACUUACAGAUAGCCAUGGACCAACUGCUGGAAAAAGUGCAGAGAUUGUGUGAACAACAUCACAACAAAGCAUUGAAAAAGAGAGUGGUUGGAAAUAAAGAAUAUCAAAGAAUUCAAUCUAGAGAAGCUUUUUUGAGAAAAAAGCUACGAAGUGUCAACCAUUAUUUAAAAAGUAAGGGGUCAGAAAGUAAAAUUGGAAAUCAACGACAAACAGAAGAGAAUCUAGAUUUCACUGAAAAUACAUCUAUCCAAGAAGCAACCAAUUCAAAUUAGCUCCAGCAAGAAGGAUACUCCUUCGGUAUACACUGAACUGUGCCAUAGGUUCAAGCAUAAAGAAUCAAAUCCUAAGUAACAGAAGACUGUAACAUAAAUGUAUUAUUGCAUCUUAUUUGUUUGAUCAUUGUCUAUGUAUGAAAAAAAAUAAUUCUGUGAUUAUCAAUUCUCAAUACAAUUGUACUGAUUUCUUAAAUCUUGUCCUAAGUUAACUAAGUAUUCAUAUUCUGGAGGUUUAUUACAAUUCAGAGAGGUUCCCAGAAUUUGGUAAACCUUUUAUUAUUUGGUUAAUUAUUAAAUGUUCUGUUUUCAAUUGCCUUUAUCAUUAUUAUAGCAAAUAAAUAAAACAACAUUUUGCAAUAGUAUGUUGUCACUUAGUUCCUUUAUAUAUCAGUAACUUAUUGAAAAUGACUGAAUACAGCAACAUGUUUGUUAGGCAUUCAGUAUACUAAGGACUUACUAAUAAUCUACCGCAAUGAAACUUAAAACAAAUUAAGCAUUGAUUCUGUACCAUGACAAAUAAAAUGCACAAAAGCUUUAGUAAUUGUAGCUAUUUUAGGAUUGAAACCAAAUUGUAUUUACAGUUGCAGAAAACUGAUAAAUUAUAUAGUUUAUAAAUCAGAACCCAAAAUGGUUUCAUUAAAAAAAACAAAGAACACAUAUUACACUUCACUAGCUUUAAGUCACCUUAUUGUAAAUAGAAUAGGUAUUAAGGGUAAACAAAUUCAUAAACAAUUAUGUAGCACUUUGACGUCCAGCCAUACUAAUUCUAUCUGAUGUUGAUAUGCGUUUACUUUUCAGUCGUGUGGACUGAAAACUUACUCAGAUUCUAAAUGUUGUUAAACUGAGUUAUUUUGCCAGUCUAAUUCAAGAAAACUUGAUUCAAACCAUUGCUGUUAAAAUCUUUUU